UUCUCUGUUUGUGUAUUUCCGCCCGCUAGAAUCUAUUCGACGCCAUUAGUGACGCGGCUCACCACACUUUGGCAACGGUUUUGGGCUUUCGUCCUUUAGUUUUGUGAUUUCUCUAGUUAUUUUUAGGUGCUAAGUCCUUAUAAUGAGCGAUAUAGAGCGAAGCGGCAGUCGAAGCGCUAGUCCCAGACGUCCCCGUACAGCAGAUGGGGGUCCGAGAGACUCACGAUCGAGGUCGAGGUCCCCAAAAUCGAGGGAGAGGAAGGAGAGCCACCGUCCAAAACAGGAAUAUUCAAGGUCGAGGAGCAGGUCGGGGUCCCAAAGACGUAAAUCAUACCGUAGCAGCAAAUAUGCAGGAACUGGUCACCGAGGAAGUAGCCGCAGUCGCAGCCGCUCGCCCUAUAGGGGUGGGCGCUACUCUCGCAGCAGGUCUCAUUCGUACUCGCGAUCGCGCUAUUCUCGCGAGAGAGACAGGAACAUUUACCGAUCGCACUCCCGCAGCCCCAUGUCUUCAAGACGGCGCCAUGUCGGAAACCGGGACAACCCAUGCCCCUCCAGAUGUCUCGGAGUCUUUGGUCUAUCCAUCUACACAACUGAGCAGCAGAUCCACCACAUCUUCUCGAAAUACGGGCCGGUGGAGCGGGUGCAGGUCGUCAUCGAUGCAAAGACUGGACGGUCGAGAGGCUUUUGCUUCGUUUACUUUGAAUCGUCUGAGGACGCCAAAGUUGCCAAGGAACAAUGUACAGGAAUGGAAAUCGACGGUCGAAGGAUACGGGUAGAUUUUUCUAUUACGCAACGAGCACAUACGCCAACGCCAGGCAUUUAUAUGGGCAAACCAACCCAUUUACACGAUAGAAGUUGGGAAGGACCCAGGCGAAGAGAAGGCAGCGGGUACAGAGGAAGCUACAGGAGGUCACCAAGUCCGUAUUAUAAUAGUAGUAGCCGUCGCCGCUCACGCUACGAACGUUCGAGGUCACGAUCCUACUCUCCUCGUCGAUAUUAAGUGACGCGAGUGUGACGCGAGAGGCCAGGUGUUGGGAGCCAUUUGUGACUUGAUCCUUUCACCUCCCUUCUUACCCCUAACUAGACGGGGUCCAAAUAAUGCAAACGCUACAUUCUAACAAAUUUAUAGCCAUUCUCACGUUAUUGUAACGAUCGAUAUCUACUUAUCCGCUUGUCGCGGUGUGUAGAAACAUGAGUUUUAAAAACUAAUUAAUCAAUCCUGCGGUGAGAAUGGCUGAAGGAAACCUUAUCUCUAUGACUUGCCUUUAUUUCUUCGAUUCUUUUUUCUUUUGUUUCCUUUUUUUUUUACUGAAUCGUAGAUGUAAGGUUUCUAUUACAUUAUUCGUAUGACUAUGAUAUGUAAAGGUUGGAAUAUAAUUUAUUCAUUCUUGAGUUCGAAUUCUAUCAGUUCAAUGUUUUUAUCGAAGUUGUAUUCCAGCCAUUGGACAAUGUACUGCCACAUCGUGCAAGUGGUAAAAAUGAAAUAUGUGGUAUUCUUAGUGAUUUAUAAUAAAUAAAUCUGAAAACUAGACAUAGAUCUCUCUAACACGUUUGUUUGUUUAUAAGGUUUUGAAUCAAGAGGUAUUGGAUGAUAGAGGGAAGUUUCAAGUUUGACUGAAAAAAAUGAAAGUUUUGCAAAGAAAAAUUGAAGACAAGAUUUACGAAGAUCUUUCUCUUGCUCGAAUGAAUUUCAAGAUCCCACGAAGGUCUUUCGCGCUUGUGACAAAGAAUAUGAUCCGAAUCCGAUUCAUUUCCUUCUGAGAAGUCUCAAGCCUAGAAGAGCUGCAAGAGCAGUAGAGCAAGCUUCAAGACAGAAUCAGAAUCAUUGGGCAUCAGGCCCCUGGCCAGGGCAGGUCGGUGGUAGUCGGGGGUGAAACUGGCCGAAAAAGUUUACGAAAAUAAUCAAGAAACACCGAAAUUUCUUCAUUUUUUUUCCAAAGGGGAAAAGUAUAGGCAUUUCAAGUUUAUACAGAUCAUAUUCUUUAUCAGUUGAGUUUGUUUCACAAACGAGAUGCACACCAAUCGAAGAAACUCAUUGAAUAAAUAAACAAAAAUAUAUACGUAUGAAUUAAAAACAAAAACAAAUUAUCCGCUACCUUCCCAUCCCUCCACCAUCCCAAAACCUCGGACUUCCUCCUAUGAUCCCUUAUAAACUCUGAUUUUGUUUAGAAUAAGUCAACAGCUAUUUCUUAAGCUAGUCAAUAAACAUUGACUUUCAUAUCCUAAAA
Messenger RNA from Athalia rosae (coleseed sawfly), 2228 nucleotides. RefSeq names its product transformer-2 protein homolog alpha. The coding region runs from base 143 to 1000 and encodes 285 amino acids. The record is from RefSeq and is a predicted model, not a curated record. NCBI's taxonomy places the organism in Eukaryota, Metazoa, Arthropoda, Insecta, Hymenoptera, Athaliidae. Gene Ontology annotation, cellular component: spliceosomal complex. Gene Ontology annotation, biological process: positive regulation of mRNA splicing, via spliceosome. The transcript is spliced from 5 exons. Gene Ontology annotation, molecular function: RNA binding.